Messenger RNA from Cokeromyces recurvatus, 156 nucleotides. RefSeq lists its product as uncharacterized. The transcript has a single exon. Lineage: Eukaryota; Fungi; Mucoromycota; Mucoromycetes; Mucorales; Mucoraceae. The record is from RefSeq and is a predicted model, not a curated record. The annotation marks the transcript as partial.
CAUAAGUACCGAAAUUCUCAGGAUGUUUCUGCCUGGCUUUAUUACUGGCCAGUUAUGUACACCAUUCUACAGGAAAUGGAUUACUUAAUACACGACAAACUACCCUCUCCACUUCUUGAUUCAGACAGGAAAUUACUUAACUGGUUGUCCCUUUAA